AUCUGAAGCCAAACAAUGUUUGACUGGGGUCUCAGACUGAACAGAUGUGUGUGCUGUGAUGUAAACUAUCCCUGUUGUGUUUUGUGUGUUCAGGAGAUCACACUGACGGAGGGCAGUAAAGUUUUCGCCUCGUGGAAGAAUCCACCGCCUCCGGUCUAUAUUCAGUUCUUCUUCUUCAACGUCACCAACCCUGAAGAGUUCCUGAAAGGAGAAGCCAAACCUCGUCUUACUGAAAUGGGGCCGUACACUUUCAGACAGUACAGGCCCAAACGCAACGUGACGUUUGUGGACAACGAGACGAAGGUCUCAGCUUAUACAGUCAAGAGUUUUGUCUUCUUGCCUGAGAAAUCAGUUGGAGACCCGAAGGUGGAUGUGGUGACGACGGUGAACAUCCCAGCCGUGGCCGUGAUUAAUCGGAUCAAAGGCCUGGGUUUCUGGGUUUCCUCCGGUAUCUCUAUGUACAUGGGCUCCAUCGGCACGACUCUGUUCAUGACACACACCGUGGAGGAGAUGCUCUGGGGCUUCAAGGACCCGCUCCUCACCAGACUCAAAACCAUAAAGCCCGACACAGAUGAGUACUUCGGUCUCAUGAUAAACAAAAACGGCAGUAAUGACGGUGAGUUCGUGUAUCACACCGGAGCGCAGAACUACAUGGACUUCGGACGCAUUUUCACCUGGAAUGGAGAAAAGAAGCUGUCGUUCUGGAGAACCAACCAGAGUAACAUGAUCAACGGCAGCGACGGCAGCGGCUUCCACGCGCUCCUGAGCAAAGAAGAGCGGCUCAACGUCUUCUCCCCUGACCUCUGCAGGUCCAUCCACAUGCGCUUUGAGAAGGAGGUGGAGGUGAAGGGCAUCCCAGCGUACCGCUUCACACCGCCCCGAGCCGUGUUUGCCAGCGCCAAGAACAACCCGGAGAACGAGGGAUUCUGCCUGACGCCGAACAAAUGCCUAGACGACGGCGUGAUGGAUGUGUCUGUGUGUCGGAAAGGUGCUCCUGUCGUCGUGUCGUUCCCUCACUUUCAUCUGGGCGCUGAGAAGUACGCCAAAGCCAUCGAUGGCAUUUCUCCGGUGCACGAGCGUCACCAGACGUUUCUGGAUCUGAACCCUACUAUGGGAGUGCCUGUGCGUGCCAUGAAACGAGCGCAGAUCAACAUUCAUCUCGAGAGAGUGACCGGCUUUCCUUUGACCAGGAAUCUCAACAGCACCAUCUUCCCCAUUCUGUUUCUGAAUGAGUCGGUGGUGAUUGACGACGUCUCGGCGGCGAGGAUUCAGAAGCUGCUGCUCAUCGUGACUCUGGUCUCUUAUUUCCCGCUCCUCAUCGUGGCUCUGGGAGUCAUUCUGCUGCUCGUCUGUAUCAUCCUUGUCAUCCGCUUCAAUCAGAACAAGCCGUCUGCGAAGAAAGACACAUCAUAUGCUCCUGUAAGCGACAAAGCGGACGAUCAAGACGAGAAAAAUGGCACUUAUAUCGGCCUGACACCUGUGGACAAGUCUUAAGCAGCUGUGUGUGUGUGUGUGUGUCACAGAUGCUGUCACUCUCAGUAGAGCGGUGUGUGUGUGUGUGUGUGUAUGUGUGUGUGUGUGUGUGUCAGUCGUCUUGAUUCACACACAGAUUUCUCAGGACUGACGCUGUGAGCAAACGAGCACCUGGAUGAAGGACUGAAGAACACACACACUUCAGGCUCAUUCAGCAUCUGUUUCCUUUCAUAUUUGAACACUUUGAGCCAAUUUAAAGCUGCUGUCAGUGAUUGUUUAGGAGUAUCACACAUCAAAUGUUGUGAAAUCACGUCACACUCGAUUCUGACUCAAGUGACACCCGCAUCUCUUGCUGUCCGUUACCUAGUGAAGUUAAGAUUUAUGUAUUUGAAUUGCAUGUAAAAUAUGGCUUAUAUUGUUUUAACACAAACUAAUAUAAACUUAAUGUAAUGCAUAUUAGUCAGUCAUACACAAUGAGGUCAGAUUUCUGAAUGAAAUGAAAAAUAAUUAACUUUUUGAAUUUAUUAGAUUUUAUUUAAAUAAUCUUUUUUUUUCUAAAUGCAUUUAUACAAAAGUUAAAACAUCAGAUAUGAUUGUGGAACAAGCAAUAUUCAGUUAGUUUGAAUGCAUGAGAUUUAAACAAGUUGAUUUAUUGAUGUUAAAUAUAUAAAGCUGGUUAUUUGUAUUGUGUAUUUAGAACACAUUCUGUUUAUUUGUGCUAUUACAGAAAUCUGACUGGCUUCUUAUUAUACAUGACGGACAUAUAUGCAUCAUAUUAAGUUCUUCGGUUUGGUAAAACUGAGUGAUUCAAAUGUUAAAUGCAAUUCAUAUACAAA
Molecule: messenger RNA, 2309 nt
Organism: Carassius auratus (goldfish)
Lineage: Eukaryota; Metazoa; Chordata; Actinopteri; Cypriniformes; Cyprinidae
Product: lysosome membrane protein 2-like
Exons: 11
Coding region: 16-1494 (492 amino acids)
Biological process (GO): receptor-mediated endocytosis; protein targeting to lysosome
Cellular component (GO): lysosome; membrane; cytoplasm
Molecular function (GO): scavenger receptor activity
Source: RefSeq, a predicted model, not a curated record